GUAGAGACUACGACGUGGACCGACCAUCGUAAUAUCUUCGACUGAUAUUCGCUAUGCCUAAGGAACACGAGUCGACAAUGUUUCCUUGGCCAAACUAGCCUCCACUUUUGAUGAAACGCGACCGAAAACUGCUUGAGGUUCGUCCGAUGCUGCAGUUUCUGAUUCUGUCGGGACUGAUCGGCUAUUUUUGUACGGGCUCGGGCUUCCGGCUGAUGUCUAAAUCGGUUUCCUCUCCAUCGGUGAAUUUUGCCUCGGCUAGUGUGCGUUUUCGGUUACGAGCCCGACCCAGGUCAAAUGAAAAGGUCAAGGCUUCAAUUGUUUGUCUUGUCCAAUGAUUGAGCUUUCAAGGGCUAUUGAAGGUUGGCAAGGUGAAGUGAGAAUUGCGCGGUCAGCGUACGA
Lindgomyces ingoldianus is the source of this 399-nucleotide messenger RNA. RefSeq lists its product as uncharacterized. The transcript has a single exon. The record is from RefSeq and is a predicted model, not a curated record. NCBI's taxonomy places the organism in Eukaryota, Fungi, Ascomycota, Dothideomycetes, Pleosporales, Lindgomycetaceae. The coding region runs from base 111 to 335 and encodes 74 amino acids.